CGUUGACCCUGAGUGGAAAGCUGAUUCAAUAGAUGCUUGUGAACAAAUUCAAGAAAAUCCCCGGCUGAUCAAGACCCAUUUACCAGCGCAUAUGCUGCCCCGUGAACUUUGGACUCAUGGGCGAAAAACUAUUUAUGUGGCUCGGAAUCCAAAGGAUGUUAUGGUGUCAACAUAUCACUUCUUUACUGAUUUAAGAGAAUCUAAAUGCACUAUGGAUGAAUUUGUAGAUGACUUUGUUGCCGAUAAGACUCCAUUUUCCUCGUACUGGGAGCACUUGAUGGACUUUUAUAGGCUGCGCAAUGAGAAAAACAUUUUCUUUGUUACAUACGAGGAAAUGAAGCGAGACCUUAAAGAUGUGGUUAGGAGGCUAUCGCGCUUCUUGGAUUUCAAGGAUUUAACCGAUCUUGAAAUGGAAAAACUCUUAAACCACUUAAGUUUUGAGAACAUGAAAAAAAGUCAAUUUGGAAACCACAAAAAUUUUUUGAAUUCUUUUCGUAAAACUUCGGAUAAUUUUGAGUUUCUACGUCGUGGUAUUAUUGGUUCAUACAAAGAUGAGUUAAGUGCUGACAACAUGGAAAAGAUUGAUAAAAAGUCCAGCACUUUCUUUGAUAAAUAUGGCAUCAGUGAAUCCGAUAUUUUUGGUAGUGUGUAAGCGUAGAGAUUGAAUAAAAAUUCUCCGUAAUGAGAAGAAACAUGAAAAAGAAAAGAAGUUAACUUGGGUCAGCCGAAGUUUAUAACCCCUUGCUGAAACUUUCCUAUUAAAUUA
Drosophila takahashii is the source of this 766-nucleotide messenger RNA. RefSeq names its product amine sulfotransferase-like. Lineage: Eukaryota; Metazoa; Arthropoda; Insecta; Diptera; Drosophilidae. The record is from RefSeq and is a predicted model, not a curated record. Gene Ontology annotation, biological process: sulfation. Gene Ontology annotation, cellular component: cytoplasm. Gene Ontology annotation, molecular function: sulfotransferase activity.